Verticillium dahliae VdLs.17 is the source of this 1617-nucleotide messenger RNA. RefSeq lists its product as uncharacterized. The transcript has a single exon. The record is from RefSeq and is a predicted model, not a curated record. Lineage: Eukaryota; Fungi; Ascomycota; Sordariomycetes; Glomerellales; Plectosphaerellaceae. The coding region runs from base 1 to 1617 and encodes 538 amino acids.
AUGGAGGCCGCUGCGGACGCUGCUGCCGCCACACCGUCGAGCUCGACAGAAUCGACACCAAACCCGCCGUCGUCAGCGACACCGACGCCACCAUCACCACCAUCGCCAGUCGCGGCCGUUGCGCCCGUCUCCAAACGACGUUUCACACCGAGACGGAUCUACCGACCAGAAGCCAACUCUCUCUACGACCUCAUGUGGGACGAGGCUGGCUCCACGCUCUUCAUGAAGCCCAUUUUCUGGACCGACAUGCACUCGCGUCUUCUCGACAUUCGCUACGUCGAGCUCCCCCGGUGCCAAAACAUCAAGGCCACGCAAGACUUUUACCAGGCCUCGCCACGCGCCGAGAGCCUCUGCAGGCAGCUCACCCAGCUGCAGCACCCCGAACUCAACGGGCCUUACGAGACGGACCACAUAUGCGAGGCCAUCGAAACACUCUACCCCUCGACGAGACUCACUGCAGCCCCGCCGCGCGGCAUGAUCGACCUCAACAUGUACUUCUCCGGCCUCCUGUACCCCAGCGCAUGUCGCGUCCAGCUCAUGUGGGAAUGCGGCCCCGCCCAAGAUGGCCUCUGCGAGUCGUUCCAGACCAUCUCCACACGCCCUGCCGAAUCCUUACCCGGCAGUCUCAACGCUAGCGCAGUUCUCCCGCCUCGGUCUUCGGCAGCCGCGCGGGAACCGACGCUCGCGUACAUCAGCAAAAAGUUCAUCCACGACUCGCGCGCCAAUAUGUACCGCGCCUUCCGCGGCCCCAAGAACAGGGGCAACUCGCCCGUCGAGAGCCUCUGCCGGCUGCGGUCGAAGCGCCUCAUGCCGAGCAACACGGACGAGGACCCGGCCUUUGCCGGCACGCUCCUCGCCAUGGCCCAGAAGCGCUUCUACCACAACGCGCCCUCGGCCAUUGGCCGCUCGCGCAACGCCCGGCGCCACGCGCCCAAGCCCCAGCCGGCCCCCGCCUUUCACGACGUGACGGUCCACUUCAUGACAAACGACGACGACGGCAACGAGCUCAUUGUCUACACGGCCGUCGUCACGGCCGCCUUCCUCGCGCGGUUCCACGCCCCGACCAAGACGCCCGCCGGCAAGAACGCCCCGGGCGAGGCGACCCUCACAGACCUCGGCAUGAAGAUUGAGUACACCAAAGUGCCCAUCUGGCCCGUCGUCGGCCUCAAGGAACGCCUCGGCAAAGCCCUGGGCCGAGACCUCAUUGGCGACUUUGACGAGAACGACCUCGACAUGCUCGGGUCGCAGAAGAGGCCGAGCGAGAACAGCAGCAGCAGCAGCAGCAGCAGCACCAACAGCAACAGCAGCAGCAACCCGAACAAGCGCGCGGCGCCCGACGACGAGGAAGACGGCACCCGGGCCCGCAGACCCAGCAACGAGCAGCUUGGCGAGACGGGACUGGAUUACGAGGCCAGAGCCAAGGCGCUCAUCGCGUCGAUCUGGGACGGUGGCAGCGGCGGCGGCGGCGGCGGCGCAGGCGGCAGCGACGACUCUGACGAGGAGCACGCGCAGACGUCCUCGAACAGCCGGAAACGGCGCCGGCUGACCAACGGUCGCCGCAUCGACGAGUCUGGGCGGCAGGGGGUGGCGGCCAAGAGCAGGCAGCUGGUCGAGUGA